CUCAAAUACCUUAUACAAGAAGCAGAGGAGAUUAUUUCUUACUUGUUAUUGAAAAUGGAGGAAAAGACAGCGAGGAGAAGGAUAGUGUUGGUUCCAGUUCCAGCACAAGGACAUAUAUCUCCAAUGAUGCAGCUUGCGAAAUCUCUUCACUUGAAGGGUUUCUCAAUUACAGUUGCUCAGACCAAGUUCAACUACUUUACCCCUUCAGAUGACUUCACUGAUAUUCAGUUUGUCACUAUUCAAGAAACCUUACCGGAGUCCGAUUUCAAGAAUCUCGGGCCAAUAGAGUUACAGCAUAAGCUCAACAAAGAGUGUCAGGAGAGCUUCAAGGACUGUUUGGGUCAGUUGUUGCUGCAACAAAGUAACAAGAUCACAUGUGUCAUCUACGAUGAGUUCAUGUACUUUGCUGAAGCUGCAGCCAAAGAGUUUAACCUUCCAAGUGUUAUAUUCAGCACCACAAGUGCCACGGCUUUUGCUUGCCGCUCUGUAUUCGACAAACUCUAUGCAAACAAUGUUCUUGCUCCCUUGAACGAUACUCUAGAAUACUAUUUUUCUGGACAAAAAGAAGAGCUAGUGCCAGAAUUUCAUCCCCUGAGAUACAAAGACUUUCCGGUUUCACGUUGGGCAUCAUUAGAAAGCAUAAUGGAGCUGUAUAGGAAUACAGUUGACAAACGGACAGCUUCCUUUGUUAUAAUCAACACGGCGAGCUGUCUUGAGAGCUUAUCUUUGUCGUGGUUACAACAAAAACUAGAGAUUCCAGUGUAUCCUAUAGGCCCUCUUCACAUGAUGGCCUCAGCUCCUACGAGUCUUCUUGAAGAGAACAUGAGUUGUAUCGAAUGGUUGAACAAACAAAAGAAAGAUUCAGUUAUAUUCAUUAGCUUGGGAAGCUUAGCUUUGAUGGAAAUCAGUGAGGUGAUGGAAACUGCUUUGGGAUUGGAUAGUAGCAACCAACACUUCUUGUGGGUGAUUAGGCCAGGGUUAGUACCUGGUUCGGAAUGGAUAGAGUACUUGCCAGAGAAGUUUAGCAAGAUUGUCUCGGAACGAGGCUACAUUGUGAAAUGGGCACCACAAAAAGAAGUCCUUGCUCACCCUGCAGUAGGAGGGUUUUGGAGCCAUUGUGGAUGGAACUCGACUCUAGAGAGUAUAGGUGAAGGAGUUCCAAUGAUUUGCAGGCCAUUUUCUGGCGAUCAAAAGGUGAACGCGAGGUACUUGGAGUGUGUUUGGAAAAUUGGGAUUCAAGUGGAAGGUGAGCUAGAGAGAGAAGCGGUGAAGAGAGCUGUGAAGAGGUUAAUGGUGAGCCAAGAAGGAGGAGAGAUGAGGAAGAGAGCCGUCAGUUUAAGGGAGAGACUUAGAUCCUCUGUUAGAGAAGGAGGCUCUUCACACAACUCGCUAGAUGAAUUUGUACACUUGAUGAAGACUAUGUGAAAAGAAACUAUAGGUUGGUGUCUGUUUACUUUACUUCUCCAUGAAUACACAAGGUUAGAAAAUAAUUAUGUUGACAAAA
Molecule: messenger RNA, 1504 nt
Organism: Eutrema salsugineum
Lineage: Eukaryota; Viridiplantae; Streptophyta; Magnoliopsida; Brassicales; Brassicaceae
Product: UDP-glycosyltransferase 76E11
Exons: 2
Coding region: 55-1425 (456 amino acids)
Molecular function (GO): UDP-glycosyltransferase activity
Source: RefSeq, a predicted model, not a curated record